UGAAUCAGGAACAACUGAGGGAUUCACCUCAGAUAUGACAUCUACUGCUCUACCAACAUCAGAUAUCACCACCAAUGGUCUAACUACUGAGGAGGAGACAACUGAAUCAGGAACGACUGAGGGAUUCACCUCAGAUAUAACAUCUACUGCUCUACCAACGUCAUAUAUCACCACCAAUGGUCUAACUACUGAGGAGGAGACAACUGAAUCAGGAACGACUGAGGGAUUCAUGUCAGAUAUAACAUCUACUGCUCUACCAACAUCAGAUAUCGCCACCAAUGGUCUAACUACUGAGGAGGAAACAACGGAAUCAGGAACGACUGAGGGAUUCACGUCAGAUAUAACAUCUACUGCUCUACCAACAUCAGAUAUCACCACCAAUGGUCUAACUACUGAGGAGGAAACAACGGAAUCGGGAACAUCUGAGGGAAUCACCUCAGAUAUGACAUCUACUGCUCUACCAACAUCAGAUAUCAUAACCAAUGGUAUGACUACUGAGGAGGAGACAACUGAAUCAGGAACGACUGAGGGAUUCACAUCAGAUAUAACAUCUACUGCUCUACCAACAUCAGAUAUCACCACCAAUGGUCUUACUACUCAGGAGGAGACAACUGAAUCAGGAACAACAGAGGGAUUCACCUCAGAUUUGACAUCUACUGCUGAACCAACAUCAGAUAUCACAACCAAUGGUCUAACUACUGAGGAGGAGACAACGGAAUCGGGAACAACAGAGGGAAUCACCUCAGAUGUUACAUCAACUGCACCCUUAACAACAGAUAUCACCACCAAUGGUCUGACUACUGAGGAGGAGAUAACUGAAUCAGGAACAACUGAGGGAUUCACCUCAGAUAUGACAUCAACUGGGCCUUCAACCUCAGAUAUCACCACCAAUGGUCUAACUACUGAGGAUGAGACAACUGAUUCAGGAACAACUGAGGGAUUCAUCUCAGAUAUGACAUCUACUGCUCUACCAACAUCAGAUAUCACAACCAAUGGUAUGACUACCGAGGAGGAGACAACUGAAUCAGGAACAACUGAGGGAUUCACUUCAGAUGUUACAUCAACUGGGCCGUCAGCAUCAGAUAUCACAACUAAUGGUCUAACUACUGAGGAGGAGACAACUGAAUUAGGAACAACUGAGGGAUUCACCUCAGAUAUGACAUCUACUGCUGUACCAACAUCAGAUAUCACCACCAAUGGUCUAACUACUGAGGAGGAGACAACUGAAUCAGGAACAACUGAGGGAAUCACCUCAGAUAUUACAUCAACUGCACCCUUAACAACAGAUAUCACCACCAAUGGUCUGACUACUGAGGAGGAGACAACUGAAUCAGGAACAACAGACAGAUUUACCUCAGAUAUGACAUCAACUGCUCUACCAACAUCAGAUAUUACAACUAAUGGUCUAACUACUGAGAAGGAGACAACAGAAUUGGAAACAACUGAGGGAUUCACCUUAGAUAUGACAUCAACUGGGCCGUCAACCUCGGAUAUCACCACCAAUGGUCUAACUACUGAGGAGGAGACAACUGAAUCAGGAACAACUGAGGGAUUCACCUCAUAUAUGACAUCUACUUCUCUACCAACAUCAGAUAUCACCACCAAUGGUCUAACUACUGAGGAGGAGACAACUGAAUCAGGAACAACUGAGGGAUUCACCUCAGAUAUGACAUCAACUGGGCCUUUAACCUCAGAUAUCACCACCAAUGGUCUAACUACUGAGGAUGAGACAACUGAUUCAGGAACAACUGAGGGAUUCAUCUCAGAUAUGACAUCUACUGCUCUACCAACAUCAGAUAUCACAACCAAUGGUAUGACUACCGAGGAGGAGACAACUGAAUCAGGAACAACUGAGGGAUUCACUUCAGAUGUUACAUCAACUGGGCCGUCAGCAUCAGAUAUCACAACUAAUGGUCUAACUACUGAGGAGGAGACAACUGAAUUAGGAACAACUGAGGGAUUCACCUCAGAUAUGACAUCUACUGCUGUACCAACAUCAGAUAUCACCACCAAUGGUCUAACUACUGAGGAGGAGACAACUGAAUCAGGAACAACUGAGGGAAUCACCUCAGAUAUUACAUCAACUGCACCCUUAACAACAGAUAUCACCACCAAUGGUCUGACUACUGAGGAGGAGACAACUGAAUCAGGAACAACAGACAGAUUUACCUCAGAUAUGACAUCAACUGCUCUACCAACAUCAGAUAUUACAACUAAUGGUCUAACUACUGAGGAGGAGACAACAGAAUUGGAAACAACUGAGGGAUUCACCUCAGAUAUGACAUCAACUGGGCCAUCAACCUCGGAUAUCACCACCAAUGGUCUAACUACUGAGGAGGAGACAACUGAAUCAGGAACAACAACCAAUGGUAUGACUACCGAGGAGGAGACAACUGAAUCAGGAACAACUGAGGGAUUCACUUCAGAUGUUACAUCAACUGGGCCGUCAGCAUCAGAUAUCACAACUAAUGGUUUAACUACUGAGGAGGAGACAACUGAAUUAGGAACCACUGAGGGAAUCACCUCAGAUAUGACAUCUACUGCUCUACCGACAUCAGAUAUCACCACCAAUGGUCUAACUACUGAGGAGGAGACAACGGAAUCGGGAACAACUGAGGGAAUCACCUCAGAUAUGACAUCUACUGCUCUACCAACAUCAGAUAUCACCACCAAUGGUCUUACUACUGAGGAGGAGACAACUGAAUCAGGAACAACAGACGGAUUUACCUCAGAUAUGACAUCUACCACAACCAAUGGUAUGACUACCGAGGAGGAGACAACUGAAUCAGGAACAACUGAGGGAUUCACUUCAGAUGUUACAUCAACUGGGCCGUCAGCAUCAGAUAUCACAACUAAUGGUUUAACUACUGAGGAGGAGACAACUGAAUUAGGAACAACUGAGGGAAUCACCUCAGAUAUGACAUCUACUGCUCUACCGACCUCAGAUAUCACCACCAAUGGUCUAAUUACUGAGGAGGAGACAACGGAAUCGGGAACAACUGAGGGAAUCACCUCAGAUAUGACAUCUACUGCUCUACCAACAUCAGAUAUCACCACCAAUGGUCUUACUACUGAGGAGGAGACAACUGAAUCAGGAACAACAGACGGAUUUACCUCAGAUAUGACAUCUACCGCU
This is a messenger RNA of Strongylocentrotus purpuratus (purple sea urchin), 3136 nucleotides long. RefSeq names its product flocculation protein FLO1-like. The record is from RefSeq and is a predicted model, not a curated record. The transcript has 4 exons. NCBI's taxonomy places the organism in Eukaryota, Metazoa, Echinodermata, Echinoidea, Camarodonta, Strongylocentrotidae. The annotation marks the transcript as partial.